AUGUCGCUUUCAAACUUACCGCCACGACCCGUUCGAAAUCUUUCGGGAAAAGUCGCGAUUGUCACCGGCGCCGGAGCAGCGGGCGACGACCUCGGCAAUGGCAGAGCCAUUGCCCUACUCCUCGCCGAAGACGGAGCUUCUGUCAUAUGUGUCGACCGUGAUGAAAGUCUGGCGCAGAGAACUGUAGAGAUGGUGAAAGAGCAUGGCAGGGGAUCUGCGAUCGCUAUCCGGGCAGAUGUCACCUUAGACGAGGAAUGCGCCUCAUGUAUCUCGAAAGCUACGGCGGAGUAUGGUCGGCUUGACAUUUUGGUAAACAAUGUUGGGAUAUUGGGACCAUCUGGCACCGCAGAGAACGUCGAUAUAGCAGCAUGGUCCAAAGGUCUAGAAAUCAAUGUCACCAGCAUGAUGAUCAUGGCCAAGCAUGCUAUUCCCGCUAUGCUAAAGAACGCGCCGGGCGACGGUAGUAUCAGAGGUAGCAUCGUCAACAUGGGAUCGGUCGCUGGCCUGCAGGGGGGGACACCGAGCCUGUUGUACCCAACCAGCAAAGGCGCCGUGGUUAAUAUGACGCGCGCAAUGGCGGCGAACCAUGGCCAGGACGGCAUCAGAGUCAAUUGUGUAUGCCCAGGAAUGGUCUACACUCCCAUGGUAUACAAUGCAGGCAGUGGUAUGGCACCAGAAAUGCGGGAAGCGCGACGCAAUCGCAGCGUACUGAGAACCGAAGGCAACGCUUGGGAUGUUGCCAGCGCCGUACGAUUUCUCGCGGGUAACGAAGCGCGCUGGAUUACUGGCACAAUGCUUACGGUCGAUGCUGGUGCCACAUGCGCCGGUUUUGUUCCAAUGAAUCACUAG
This is a messenger RNA of Akanthomyces muscarius, 849 nucleotides long. RefSeq lists its product as uncharacterized. NCBI's taxonomy places the organism in Eukaryota, Fungi, Ascomycota, Sordariomycetes, Hypocreales, Cordycipitaceae. The record is from RefSeq and is a predicted model, not a curated record. Gene Ontology annotation, molecular function: oxidoreductase activity. The transcript has 2 exons. Bases 1 to 849 code for a protein of 282 amino acids.